This is a messenger RNA of Recurvomyces mirabilis, 2847 nucleotides long. RefSeq lists its product as uncharacterized. The coding region runs from base 1 to 2847 and encodes 948 amino acids. The record is from RefSeq and is a predicted model, not a curated record. The transcript is spliced from 2 exons. Lineage: Eukaryota; Fungi; Ascomycota; Dothideomycetes; Mycosphaerellales; Teratosphaeriaceae. Gene Ontology annotation, molecular function: protein binding.
AUGGACUCCAUCGCGGAACUUGUGGCAAAACAUGCAUCACUGGCUGGCAACAUCUCAACGCACAUGGAGGAAGUGGCACGGUGGGAUGAAGGUGUCAGCCUGGCGCCCGCAGCCGAGAAGGCGUCUCAAUAUGAAGUGCCAGGCGGGCGGCUUGUUGCGACAUACACUCUUGCUGCGCAAGGCAAGCUCAACUACAAUGUUGAUCUGGAAUACCACACUGUCUUCGACCGAAAUGAAAGCGAGAAAGCUCUUGAUGCCAACGUACUCAGUGAGCUCCUGGAAUCGACGCAUCGGGAAGUAGAUUGCCAAGUGUGCUAUAAUCUGAUGCUCGAUCCUGUCACCACUCCUUGCGGACACACACUGUGCCGAAAAUGCCUUGCAAGGACUCUGGAUCAUGCGUGCCAUUGUCCCGUCUGUCGACGAGGCUUGGCAAUACCACCGUCUCUGCACUCCCAAGCCAGCAACAAGACCAUAGUCGACCUGCUGAAUGGUCUCUGUCCCGACGUCGUAACGACUCGUGCAGAAGCAGUUGCACUGGAAGAGCGACCUGGCGAGGGAGAACUGGAUACACCACUAUUCAUAUGCACAUUGGGCUUUCCGAAUCAGCCGACCUUCCUUAGAAUAUUCGAGCCCAGAUAUCGACUAAUGUUGCGACGCUGUAUGGAAGGCAAUCGAGAGUUUGGGAUGCUGAUGUACAAUCGAUAUUAUGAGCCGCAAGGCGACCUAGGCCCGGUUCACUUUUACCACUACGGUACAAUGCUACGGAUCUUGCACGCUCAGACACUUCCAGACGGCACCAGCCUGGCGGAGAGUCGAGGCAUGUAUCGCUUCAGAAUCAAGGCACACGGUGUGAUAGAUGGCUACGCUGUUGGUAGAGUAGAGCGGCUGGAAGAUGUCGCAUUGGCAGACGAGGAACGUGCGGAAGCAGACGACAUUGCACUCCCACCAGUGGAGGAAAAUGAUGUAUAUGGACAAGUCAAUCGCAUGCCCACUCGCGACCUCCUGGCGCUAGGUCACGAAUUCAUCUCACGAAUGCAGGCCCGGAGCGCACCCUGGCUCCAACAACGUGUGCUCGAUAUCCAUGGACAGCCUCCGGACGAUGCUGCUCUGUUUCCAUAUUGGUUUGCCAGUGUGCUACCGAUCAGUGACGAGGAAAAGUACAAACUCAUGCCCACAACGACCGUGCGAGAACGACUGAAAAUCACCGCCAAUUGGAUACGGCGUAUAGAGUCACAACGAUGCAUGUCGUUGAAGCAAGAGAUAGAGACAUGGGUGGCUGCCCUAGCCGCCUACGACAACAACGAGUUUGAGAGCGCACAACGAUGCUUCUCGCAGAUUGCAGAUACGUCGAAGAUAUUGUUCAAUAUGGGAGUGAUACACGCGACACUGGGUGAACAUGGUUUGGCUGUGGACUGCUACCAACGUGCCGUGCAACUGGAUCAGUAUCUGGCCGUGUCCUACUUUCAACAGGGUGUCAGCAAUUUCUUGAUGGGCGACUUCGAAGAGGCAUUGGCCAAUUUCAACGAUACUCUGCUCUACCUGCGCGGCAACAACAGUAUCGACUACGAGCAGCUCGGUCUGAAGUUCAAGCUCUACUCUUGUGAGGUCCUGUUCAACCGUGGCCUGUGCUACAUCUAUCUUCAGCAAAAGGACGCCGGUAUGCAGGACCUCACCUUCGCCGCUCGUGAGAAAGUCGUCCCGGACCAUGAUGUGAUCGACGAGGCCAUUCGAGAACAGGCUGAAGGCUACACCGUCUUCUCCAUCCCUGUUGGUGUCAUAUAUCGACCGAACGAAGCGAAGGUGAAGAACCUCAAGACGAAGGACUAUCUCGGAAAGGCUAGACUGGUCGCUGCUCAGGAUCGACUCAACGUUGACGCAAGACGUCAAGCCGCACUCGCAGCAAUGUCACUAGAUGAUCGACCCGGUGAGAAGCUAUCUUAUGCGGCCCUGAACCUCGUAAGGCCGGACCUACGAAGUCGAUCUGGUCGACAACAAUCAGAGCCACCUUUGAAUCGAAACAUGUUUCCUCCUACUCCACCACCAGAGCUCGACCAUCCCGAUUCAGCACAUGAGAAACGAAAGUCGUCGGACAGCGCAAGUUCGACGCCAUCAAUGCUACAACAAUCUCGGCCUGCCGCAAAGCCCUUGCGCCUCGAGCUCGGCGCGGCAGCCUUCGAGCAAAGAUCUGAGGCCGAAAAGCCACGCCUAGGAAACAAGCGAGCAGCAUCCGAACGACCAGCGAUGCGACGCGAACAUAGCGGCGGCUCAGCACGAAAUAGCGAACACGACCGAAGACAGAAUCAAGCUGUCUCAGCAUCAUAUCGCGACAUGCCAGAGGUAAGAAUCGAAAGUGAUCCGAUCGAAGCCUACAGCCAACAGGCCUACGUCCCGCAGAAGCCAGUCCAUCAACGCACCAGAUCGAGUGCCUACAAAUCACCUCAUCUGCCGAUAUCCGAAGAGGAGGAAGAAGAGGACGAAGUCCACGAUCUAUCAGAUGAACCGCUAGCUUUCGAGAUCGUACCACCACGGAAUACAGCGCAUAGUAGACAUCCAUCGCAAUCACGACGCGGGCCAGAUCUGCGAAACAUACGCAUCAAAGUUCAUGCCGAGGAUAUGCGAUAUGUGAUGACUACACCCACUGUUCGCUACCAAGAACUUGAAGACCAGAUCCGUGCCAAAUUCAGCAUCAAGGGCAACUUCAAGCUCAAAAUCCGGGACGAGGAAGGCGACCUUGUCACGCUAGGCGAUCAGGACGACCUGGAUAUGAUAAUAUCGACUUGCAAAGCUACGGCGGCGAAAGAACGGGCAGAGAUGGGCAAGAUUGAGAUGUGGCUGCAUGAAAUUUGA